CAUGAGGACCGACAGGUGGCGCUAGCUCCACAACAGAGGCCAAAUAGACAGGUCUACAGAUAUAUUUCAUAAACAGAUCCAGAAAAUGUAGUCAUCCAUACAAAUGCAUUACACGGAAAAUAACGCGUAAUCAUGACACUUCACAUCGCCGUGGAAGAUGCCCUAGUCUCCUACACUGCGGCACAGUUAACUGAUGGACAUCGGUUUCCAGGGGAGGGCACUGCUAGUUCGACAGGUUUAUCAGCGUGACGUGACUGGAAGGCAAAUAAAAGUUUAUCAACUCUCCGUAACAACCAUAUAUGCUAGCCAUAUGCAGGCAUCCCAACUUUGCCAGUCCACUUAAACAAACGUCAAGGGUUGUGUUGUCGGCGCGCUUAAAGAUUCCUUAAAACCUUCCUCCCAAUGAAACCAUAACCUGCUCCAGCGUUCAUCACGCAACCCACAAGCAACAACGAGAUGAUGUUAGUAGAUGAUCGUGUCUGGGCUCUGUUCAAGGGACACUGGCAGCACACACUGACUUACUGGAGCGUGUUCUUCAGUUUCGGGCUGUGUAUCGCGUUCCUGGGGCCGACCAUCCUGGACCUGAGGUGUCAGACUCAGUCCACUCUGCAGGAGAUCACUUGGGUCUUCUUCGCCCAACAGCUCUUCCUCAUGCUGGGGAGCGCCCUGGGAGGACUCUUCAAGAAGACGCUCCGCUGCUCCCUCUCAGCUCUCUUCGUCUCCAGUCUUGUCAUCUCCGUGGUGUUUGCCAUCAUCCCACUUUGCCACCAUGUGCUGAUGCUGGCUGUUGCCAUGGCGAUAUCUGGCACGGCAAUGGGGGUGAUUGACACCAUCGCCAACCUGCAGCUGGUGAAGCUCUACCAGAAAGACUCAGCCAUUUUCCUACAGGUCCUGCAUUUCUUCAUAGGGCUGGGAGCGUUGGUCAGUCCCCUGGUAGCAGACCCAUUCCUGUCGGAGGGGAGUUGUGUUCUGGGGGGGAACAUGACAGCCAACUCCUCCACUGACCUCCAUCACCUCCGCAGCUACCUGGCAGGUAAGGGGACAACCCCUCUGCACAACGUAUCCCACCACUACCACCUCCACACAGAGGGCAUCAUCACCACCAAUGUGUCCUACGCAUUCUGGAUCAUGGCUCUUAUCAAUCUGCCUGUACCAGUAGCAGUGUAUGUCUUGAUGUAUCGUGAGAGGCUGUUCCCCUGCUCGAACCACAGCCCACGUCUACUGGACAAGGAGAAAAACUCACAGAAGAACCAACAGGACCACAAUAUCCAGGGUCACGGGGGUUUGUUUGGCUGCUGUAACUAUGCUGAUGUGAAGGAUCGCCCUGCCUCCUAUUUCCUCCUCUACAUUCUGGGUGGAGCCGUGCUCUUCAUCACUGACGGCAUAAUAAUUUGUUCUCUUACACAGGGUUCUUACACAGGAUUCAUUUACACCUACGCAGUGUCUCCUCCCCUCUCUCUGCCUCACAAGACGGCAGGCUGUCUGACCAGUGUGUUCUGGGCAUCCGUCACCGCGGGCAGACUGGCGUCUAUAUAUCUGUCAUACAGAUACACACAACAACGACUCAUCUCGGUCAGCCUGGCAGGGAUGAUGGCGGUGCAGUGUCUGCUGUUGAUCCUGUACUCCAGCCCUGUGUUCCUCUUCAUGGGGACGUGUGUGUUAGGCCUCUUCAUCAGCAGUGUGUUCCCCUGCAUGGUGGCCCUCACAGAAGACAUGGUCAACUAUAAAGGGUGUGCCACUACUGUCCUGGUGACCAGUGCUGGUACAGGAGAGAUGGUGCUGCAGCUUCUCACAGGACAGUUGAUCCACAGUAAAGGCAGUUAUAGUUUCAUGUUGGUUGGUAUGAUAUCAUCCUGCAUCGGAUUCACAGUAUUCCUGGGCCUAAUCUACAUCCAGCAUCUACACAAGAGCUCCCAAGCAGCCACUAGUAAGGAAAUGGCCAUGACAGAGAAGCCUUCAAUGUAAAGCCAUGAACAGGUGGAGACCAAAGCUUCCUCCAUUGGCAUGCUGUUUAUUCAAACUCAACGGCAGCUGGUGUCCUGCUGGAUCCUUACUGCUCCAUGUCUUAUAGAGCGUUCAUGUAGACAGUGACCCGUGUGACUCCAGUGGAGUGGUCACAUGAGGACAGAUGGUGUUGCUAUGUGAGCAAGGUGUGGUGGUUAGUUACCUCGUAAAACUCACUGGAUUAGGAAAACAUACUUCCAAAUCUAGUCUUCAGAGGCUAAGGAACAGACAAACAGGGUGACUAGAGCAAGGUUUUUUUAAUAGUCUUCUGUUAAACGUUUCCUAUUUCACCUCAAACACAAACAGCUUGUAAACAUUUGAAAAGCAUUGAACAAAUAAUUUACAGAAGUGAACAAAACAAGAACGAUAGAAGCAAAUGUACUGGUUUCAUAAUUGAAUUGUGAUUCAAAUAAAAACAAUUGUUAAAAUGUAUUUUUUUUUUACAGAAAUAUCCACUAGGUGUAAUGCUGGGUUGAAUAGGGUCGAAUGAAUGAAACCUGAAUCAGAAUGAUCACACCUACAAUAUGGCUGCCUAUUCAGAGGUUGUCUUUAUCAAAACUGGUCAUAUUAUAGAACUCUGACUACUGUAUCAAGUUAACAAAUCUAACUCUUUAGAAAAUACACAUUUGUAAUAGGGCUUAACUAAAGGGACUCUGCCACUUUAAGAGGCAUUAGGAUUUUAAAUGAAGCAAUCAGCAGUUGAAAUGAUAAAGCGGUGACUCACCCUUGUUUCGGUAAAAAGCUGAGGAUGGGGCUGGAGAAAUGUAAGCACUCAAAUUCAGAUGGAUGCGAGGACUAUAUCAAAACUAUAGUUUUAAACAUGUUUUGAGGCUAUAUAGUGUUUGUUUACGUUUACUUUUUUUUCAAACACGAGUAAAACAAGCUUAUUCUGGGUUCUGUUGGCCAGGAGAUUUGAACUAAGCUCAAUAGGUACAUAUUCAUAAGUCAAAUGGAUGUAGCAACUGCUGAUUGCCCCUUUAAAGACGCACUUCCUUAGAAUAAACAUUUUAAAUGUAAUCUUUAGAUUUGCAAUAUUAAAGUAUUUUGUGCAUAGUUUUACUGUUGAUUUGGGAAAAUAAAUGUACAGAAUUCGUUUACAACUAUAAUUAGGGUUAAUAUAGAUUUUUCAAACACAGGAAAAAAAGUUAUUUAAAACAAAGGACAAAUCCAAUACGACAGGUACCCUAUUGUUCUAAGUGCCAAUGUUGACACACACACACACACAAUAUUAAAGUCCAAUGCAUCAGUUUUUCAACAUCAAAUAUUUUAUGGGCAACGAUUACCUUACUGAUUGUUUAAUAAAAUUUGUCAAAAAGCAACAAAAAUAGCAAUAUCUCAAUCAAUAAUUUUGCUAGGACUGUCAGGGAGUGGUCUGAGUGGGGAGGGGGAAACCGAAAAGGAGUUAGGUUUGGAAUUGUUUCUUAUUGGUCUAUUAACUAAUUUACCGCAUGGUGUCGCCAUAGAAGGCCAAAACUCCAUCCCACCAAAACGGGCUUAAAUUUCAGGCAGUCUUUUCAAACAGCUCUUAAACAGAAAGGGCAUUAUCAUUUUCACAAUAUCAUUUUCACAAUUUCAUUAUUCUUCCAACCUCUGGAUGGAUGGAUAAAAACACAUGAAAUCAAGUCUGACUGCACUGGGCCUUUAACAAUAUCAAAAUACUUAACAAAGACGGAUUUAAGUUUCCCUCUGUAAGGCUUUGAUUUGCAAAUAGUCAAAUGUCAUCAUCACUUCCCAACACUGAGUAAAGAAAACCCACGGAAAAAACAAAAUCAAAUAAGACAUCAGCGUUAAAAACAGACUGCAGAACAGCAUUGAGCCUAGCAUCUGGCCAUGUUACAAAAACACAUUACAAUUCAGUCGGGGGGGUAAAUGGAAUUCAGCUGAAGUAAAUACACACUUGUGUUAUUUGAUUGUCUUAUUUACUUGUCAGAUACAGAGGGAAAGGGAGCUUUGAUUGUGUAUGGAAAAUGUCUUAGUUGUGCAAAAUCGAGCUUAGCAGAAUCACUCUAAACAGGAUUCUGGUACAUUAAAACCUCAUUCAUUUUCCUGAUUCACAGGACUUGCAAAUGUGGGUGACGAUAUUCCAUACUGCUGGAAUCCUUAAUUGUGAAACAGCCACGUCCGUUUGCGAUAUUAGAACAAAGAAGUUACUGCAAACAGUUUUUUCCCCCCUCGGACAUCAUUGUACGCACGAUAGAAGACCUAUGUCCUGCAUUUUUUUUCUCAGCUCGGCCAGAAUAACAACAACAAUGGUGGUGUGGCCAGGGGCACAGAUUCCAUCUUUAAGGCAACUGUCAUUAAAAUCAAAAUAACUAUACAAACCUGUUCUAAAACAUGAAUCAUACAAAGAAAAUGUGUUAAGUCACAAACCAUAUUGCUUUGUGUCAUACUUUGUGAACACCCUGUGUGGGUUUUCUCCCAGUAGCCUGGGUACCAGACUGGUUAUGCCUUCAACCAUGCCACAUCAGUGCCCUUCCCAAAGUCUUGGCACGGUGACAUGUUGGCAAAGCAGAAACAGACUGACACCAACCAGGCUAUUCACUGGCCAUGUCAUGGGAAUGGCUGUUUCACCCCCACCUGUUAGUUCAAUGGGAGAGGAAACAUACUGUACAUAGGAGAGCAGACAUUAGACAAGUAAAGGACUGGUAGAAAUCUAGAAUACUUACACUCUGUAUUCUAGUACUUCACCAAAUACUGUUGUAGUGCUCUGUUGAAGUUUGCGCCCAGGGAGACCAGGGCAGUGGGGAGGAGGGUAGAGAGUGGACAGGGGAGGGGAUGGCUGUUCCCACACUCCUCAGGUUUGGCUUUAGAGGUUUAAGGCACCACGUUAACAUGGCUGAUUCUUAUGGCGCAACCUUACAGGUUAGUGACAAACUCCUCUGCCAUCCAACAAUUCAAUUCUAUCAGAGUCCAGAUGUGAUUUCCCUUCACACAUUUCAUGUUUUCCUUAUAGCUUCACAACAGAAAUGCACAGCCUUAGGGUUAGUUUAUGGCGAGGAUCCUUAUUUGCUCAAUCUCCACAAGGUUAGUAGUUAUUUGGCAAAGGAGGUGAUAUUAAUCUGUCCAACUAUCUGAGGCGGCAGGGUUGUUUAUAAGUUAGGAAUGUGGUUAAGGCUAGGUUUUAGGUUGGGGUUACAGUAAGGGUUAUGGCUUCUCAUAAACUGACCUAUAGCCAUAGGGCCUUUUUGCAUACAUAAAUUCAAUAUCUUCCAAGCAUCACACAUGCAUAAGUCCCAUAAAUAUGCAUGUUUUUCUCUGGUAGAGACUGAGGUGGUUUGGUUCUGUUCUGAUUUGGCUGCCUGUAUACUGGUCUAAGUGAGAGAAUUACAGUAAGGACAUUUUGUUAUGGCAAAAGACCAUUACACACCGCAGAGAGCAGAGUCACGACCUCACACUGCUUCACUUAUAGUGGCAGGCCUCGCACUGCUUCAUAUAUACUGGCAGGCCUCGCACUGCUUCAUAUAUACUGGCAGGCCUCGCACUGCUUCAUAUAUACUGGCAGGCCUCGCACUGCUUUAUAUAUACUGGCAGGCCUCGCACUGCUUUAUAUAUACUGGCAGGCCUCGCACUGCUUUAUAUAUACUGGCAGGCCUCGCACUGCUUUAUAUAUACUGGCAGGCCUCGCACUGCUUUAUAUAUACAGGUAGGCCUCGCACUGCUUCAUGCAGUUGAAGUCGGAAGUUUACAUACAGGUUGGAGUCAUUAACUCGUUUUUCAACAAACUAUAGUUUUG
Molecule: messenger RNA, 5737 nt
Organism: Oncorhynchus mykiss (rainbow trout)
Lineage: Eukaryota; Metazoa; Chordata; Actinopteri; Salmoniformes; Salmonidae
Product: solute carrier family 60 member 1
Biological process (GO): transmembrane transport
Molecular function (GO): D-glucose transmembrane transporter activity
Source: RefSeq, a predicted model, not a curated record